GGUAGGCCGCGGUGUGUGGAGGUGGGAAGCUGCUGGUGAACCGCCGCCUUCUCCGCGCACAGGCGGCUCUCACCGGCCCCGUCCCGCGCGCAGGGCCCACCCAGUUCCCCCGGCGCUUUGUAGUGAGCGCCCGCCCGACUCCAUGGCCGGGCGUUCGCAGCCCCCCACGGCGCACCGGGGCGGAAUCCUCCCGCGGGAGGAUUCUCCCGCGGCCUCAGAGGCUCCUCAGACGGGAGUGGGAUGUAAUGUUUUCAGUUGACCAAAGAAAUGGUGAUGGAGAAGCCAAGUCCCCUGCUGGUCGGGCGGGAGUUUGUGAGGCAGUACUAUACCCUGCUCAACCAAGCACCUGACUAUUUGCACAGGUUUUAUGGAAAGAACUCUUCCUAUGUCCAUGGUGGCUUGGAUUCCAAUGGAAAACCAGCUGAUGCAGUCUAUGGGCAGUCUGAAAUCCACAAGAAGGUGCUGUCAUUAAACUUCAAGGAUUGCCACACAAAGAUUCGUCAUGUGGAUGCCCAUGCUACUCUCAACGAUGGUGUUGUAGUCCAGGUGAUGGGAGAGCUCUCCAACAACAUGCAGCCCGUGCGCAGAUUCAUGCAAACAUUUGUACUUGCACCUGAGGGUUCUGUUGCAAACAAGUUCUAUGUCCACAAUGAUAUCUUCCGCUACCAAGAUGAGGUUUUUGGUGACUCUGACACUGAACCUCCAGAGGAAUCAGAGGAGGAAGGGGAGGAACCUGAGGAAAGACAGCAGACACCUGAGGCUGUUCCUGAUGAUACUGGUGCUUAUUAUGAGCAGGCUGUCAGCAAUGACAUUGAGGAACAUCUGGAAGAGACAGCUGCAGAGGCAGAACCUGAGCCAGAGGCAGAACCUGAACAGGAACCUGAACCAGAGGCACAGGAAGAAAAAACUGAGCCAGCGUUAGAAGAGUCGGCUCCAGAAGAGACUGUGGAAAAGAGUCCUUCUCCAGCUCCUGCUGAUCCAGCUCCUGCAGUGCAGGAAGACUCCAGGACAUUUUCCUGGGCGUUAGUAACCAGUAAGAACCUCCCUCCCAGUGGAGCUGUUCCAGUGUCAGGAAUACCACCUCAUGUUGUGAAAGUACCAGUCUCACAGCCUCGUCCUGAGGCAAAGCCUGAAUCUCAGACGCCACCUCAGAGACCUCAGAGGGAUCAGCGAGUGAGGGAGCAGCGAACAAGCCUCCCGCCACAGAGGGGUCCCAGACCAAUUCGUGAGGGUGAACAAGGCGAUGUGGAAACAAGACGGAUUGUGAGAUACCCAGACAGUCAUCAGCUGUUUGUUGGGAACCUUCCCCACGAUGUGGAUAAAAGUGAACUUAAAGACUUUUUCCAAAAACUUGGCUUUUCUCUUGCAGGCUAUGGCAAUGUGGUUGAACUCCGCAUCAACAGUGGUGGAAAGCUUCCCAAUUUUGGGUUUGUGGUGUUUGAUGAUCCUGAACCAGUUCAGAAGAUACUUGGCAACAGGCCCAUCAUGUUUAGAGGAGAGGUGCGUCUGAACGUGGAGGAGAAGAAAACACGAGCUGCCAGGGAGGGUGACCGCAGAGAUAACAGACCACGUGGACCUGGAGGCACUCGUGGGGGGCUGGGAGGUGGGAUUCGAGGGCCUCCACGUGGGGGCAUGUCCCAGAAGCCAGGAUUUGGAGCUGGAAGGGGGAUCGGGCAACGCCAGUGAAUGCAUCACGGAUGAUGACAUGGUGGCGCACACCCUUUUUCCUGCAGAUUUGUGAAUUUCAGCCUUGGGUAUCUUGGAAUGUGGCCCUAGCCUGUUAUAGACUGCUACGUUUGAUACUAUUUUGGCCCUUUUUUGUUUGUGUUAUGGUUUUGUGAUUUUAUUUUUUUUCUCCUAGUCCCUGUCCCAGAUUCCUGCUUUGUGGAACAACGUUUUAGGAAAAGUGGAUUUUAAAAAGAAAAGAACUGAAUUUUCUUGUUCACCUCAAACUUAUGGACUGGAUUUUUUUGGUACCAGUGGUUUUUCCUAAAGGAAUGUCUCUUUUUUUUUUUUUUUUUGAUGUUGUUUUCUCUUUUUCUUCUCCCCUUUCUACUGAAUUCGAGUGCAUUUCAGUCAGUGGAGUAUUUCACAUGCAUGCGUUCAAGAGCCUGUAGGAAAACAUAGUACUUGGCAAGUAUUUCAAGGGCAGAGAAACAAACCUAUUGAUUUAUUCAUUGAGGAUUGUGUGAACAUCCUCUGGUCUGGAGAUAUUGCCACUUGAAAAAAUUGACAUUCACCUUUUUGUGGCGCUGUAAAAGUGGAAUAAUGGGUAUCUGUAGAAUCUCUUUUUCUUUUGAUACAUGAUCACGGAAAGGAAUCUGAACUACUGUUUUACCACUUUUGAAAUUUUGGAUUGUGGGAUAGGUUUUAAAUGUCUAGAACUUGACUCUUAAAACACUUUUCCUGAACUUGUGAAAUUUUUUAUUGAAAUAGGGAGGUUUUUUCAUGUUUAGUUUGUAUUUGUAUAAAAAAAAAAGCAAAAUUGUUGUGCCUUCUAUUUAUCUCUCAUUCCAGUCUUGGCAAAUUGUUUUAAAAAAAAAUAAAAAUAAAAAAGGUCUAGAUUUGCUUUAUCAAGACAAGAGUACGUUGGAGUUUUUCCAAGGGAAGGUGGUUCUUCCUUCAGUCACUAGGCUUACCAGGUAGAGGUAGCUGUCACUGAAGUCUUUAAUACCUUUGUUCAGAGGUUUGGCUGUGUUUUUAAAUAGUUGAAAACAAGUAAUUUUUUUUGGAUGUGGACUUCAACUUUGAGACUGGGCAGGCCCUGCAAGAAACAUUGCAAAAGUACAACUGAAGUAGAAAUAUUCUUUCACAUCCUUUACAGUUUGAACUGUUGUGUGUAAUAGUUGUUUUUUCAGUUUAGGCAUUAAUUUCAUCUCCUGCUUCUGCCAGACCUGAAAUGAAUGGAUGGCUUUUUUUGUCAGAAGUACAGAAGGUGCCUGUCUGUCCUGGUGUUAAAGAUGUUGAAUGCUCUCAGCUGCUUCUGAAAGAAGAUGAAACUGAAAAUAAAAUACAAAACCUAGUCAAA
Molecule: messenger RNA, 3028 nt
Organism: Colius striatus (speckled mousebird)
Lineage: Eukaryota; Metazoa; Chordata; Aves; Coliiformes; Coliidae
Gene: G3BP1
Product: G3BP stress granule assembly factor 1
Exons: 12
Coding region: 268-1686 (472 amino acids)
Cellular component (GO): cytosol; ribonucleoprotein complex
Molecular function (GO): mRNA binding
Source: RefSeq, a predicted model, not a curated record